GACAACCUCAAAAGUACAAAUCGGACAACAUCUACAAUAAUCUGUCUGACAUCUUUGGUGCUUCCAUUGAAACUACUAUUACUUCUAUUGCUACUAAAAAUUGAUAGUGCUGCUUUUGUUUAAAACAUAACAAGAAGAUAGAGGACAAAGCAAGGGAAAGUCUGUGAUUGGAAAUUAAUAUGAAUUUGUGGGAGAGUUUAUGUUGAUGUAGUGUUCAUUGAAAAUUUUUGUAACUAAGUGUUUUUCUACUUACGAAUUUCGAUAAUCUUGUUUACAAUCUGAACAGUGUGCAUGACAACAGCGACCUAAUUUUACGUAAACACCAACAGAAUGAUUGAAAUAAUCCUAGUUUGUUUUACUCUGUUAACACUUAUAGCUACAUAUAUUCAUUAUCGUCGCCAAAAUUACCUCCCCGGACCCUGGCAUUUACCAAUAAUUGGCUGUUUACACCGAAUCGACCCAAAAACGCCCAAUUUAACUUUUUUCAAACUCGCCGAAAAAUACGGUCCAAUCUAUAGACUCAAACUUGGAUCAAUAAACACGGUAUUUAUUUCUGACGGAAAAUUACUAAAAAAGGUGUUAAUGAAGGAUGCAACUCUUGCUAGACCACCCCUUUACGUAUUUGACAUUAUAUUCGAAGGAAAAGGUCUCAUAUAUAGCCCUCUUGACGUUUGGAAAGAUCAAAGAAAAUUUGUAACCAACUUUUUAAAAGCGGUAGGUGCCACCAAGGCAUCCCCAAACAAAAAAAACCUAGAAAACCAAAUGAGACAGUCUGCUGAAGAGUUUAUCCAAUACGUUCAAAAUCAAGGAAAAUCUGUGACGCUAAAUCCAGUAGAAGCUGUAACAAAGUACGUCUCUAACAUAACAAGCAGCCUAUUUUUAGGGAGACGUGACGGUGAAUUGUCUAAAACCUUGAUAAAUAGUUUUGAUAAAAUUGUAAAACAAAACCAAAUGGUUGGAACGGUGAAUUUCUUCCCGUUUUUGCGUUUCAUACCAACACUUAGAAAAGCAGUACAGUCUAUUAAAGAUGCAAUGAACGAAAUUCACACCAUACUUAACCAAAUUGUCUGCGAAAACUUAGAAACUCCGUUCAACGUAAUGAGUCUUGCUGGUGCGUUUAUGGUGGAAAGAUCCAAGUGUAGGUCAGACCAAGUCUACAAUAUUGAUCAACUUCAACAUCUUCUAUAUGAUAUAUUCGGUGCUGCUACUGAAACUAGUGUUACUUCUAUAAUGUGGGUUUUGUUGUACUUGGCCCACUUCAAACAAGUCCAAAAUAAAGUUCGAAAAGAACUUUGGGACGUUCUGCAAGAGAGAGACCCACGGGUGGAUGAUUUAGCACGACUACCAUACACAGAAGCCACUUUAGCGGAAGUAGCUAGAAUACGAACUGUCGUUCCGGUGGGAGUUCCUCAUCACACAUCAGAAGAUGUACGUGUUGAAAAUGUGACAAUUCCGAAAAAUACUGUCAUUAUGUCGUUGCCGUGGGCGAUUCAUAUGGACCCAAAAGUGUGGAAGGACCCUGAGGAGUUUUGUCCUGGGCGGUUUUUAAAUGACGAAGGAAAAUUUUGUCAGUCUGAAUCAUUUGUUCCAUUCCAAGCUGGGAAAAGGAUGUGUGUUGGUAAAGACCUAGCAAACAUGAUGACCUUUCUAUUUGUGUCUACAGUUCUACAGAAAUUUAAAUUAGAGGGUUGUAACUCGGGUUCUGUAGAUCUGUCUUAUGUCUUUGGUUUCACAACAACACCGAAACCACAAGAUUUGCUUUUUAUAGAGUUAUAAACAAACACUUUGUGGUGGAAGCACUUAUUUUUAGUUUUAACUAGAUUUUUCUAAUUUUUCAAUUUUUUUUUUUUUAAUAAAUUAAAAAUAUAUAACUAU
Zophobas morio is the source of this 1875-nucleotide messenger RNA. RefSeq names its product cytochrome P450 2K6-like. The record is from RefSeq and is a predicted model, not a curated record. Gene Ontology annotation, molecular function: heme binding; oxidoreductase activity, acting on paired donors, with incorporation or reduction of molecular oxygen, reduced flavin or flavoprotein as one donor, and incorporation of one atom of oxygen; iron ion binding. Lineage: Eukaryota; Metazoa; Arthropoda; Insecta; Coleoptera; Tenebrionidae. Gene Ontology annotation, cellular component: intracellular membrane-bounded organelle; cytoplasm. Gene Ontology annotation, biological process: xenobiotic metabolic process. The coding region runs from base 331 to 1776 and encodes 481 amino acids. The transcript has 8 exons.